AACCUGUACUCUACGUGUGAAAAAUGGAAGAACCUCUCAACCACCAACCACCACCCGAAUCCCGACAAAGACAGCGACCAUGGCGUCUCCAUCCGACAAGGAGAAGAGUGACAAUGCCAUCACUCUUCUUAGCCACCCUUCCACUGGUGUUUCCGCCAAAGCCUCCUCGGUCCAACAUCGCAACAUGAAAGAAUACGGACCCAUGAAUGCUUUGAAGUCCGAGGAUGUGUCUAGCUGUUGGUAUUCCGAUGGAAACAGCUCCAACGACGACCCACAAUGGUACCUGAUUCAAUUUGGACGUCCCAUCCAACCCACCCAACUCAAACUUCAAUUCCAAGCGGGGUUUGCGGCAGAGACGUGUCACAUACAAAUACAACAACAAUCAUCAUCUCCAACGACAAAAGACUGGGAAUCAUGGCAAGAAGUGGAACCCGACGACGUACACGAUGUGCAGAGUUUUCCACUGACAAAAGAAGACGCCAAGGAAUCAACAACCAAAGCCAUCAAACUGGUGUUUGGCGACUUUACCGAUUUCUAUGGGAGGAUCAUGAUCUAUCGGAUAGAGAUUUGGGGCGUGGAAUGUCAAAAUAAUCUUACUAAUAAACAAGAAGAUAGCUAGCUAGCAGUUAUGAAUAUGUACUAGCUAGUAUGCCUUCUAUCUAUGAGUCGAGUGGGAUAGAUAUAGUUUUUAUAGCUAUGUGUCCGACAAGAGAGCAUGCCGUAGACACAAUCUGGCUCAGCUGCUAU
This is a messenger RNA of Seminavis robusta, 747 nucleotides long. Lineage: Eukaryota; Bacillariophyta; Bacillariophyceae; Naviculales; Naviculaceae. The record is from the annotation of a GenBank genome assembly.